This is a messenger RNA of Eublepharis macularius, 4240 nucleotides long. RefSeq names its product TNF alpha induced protein 2 (gene TNFAIP2). The coding region runs from base 85 to 2196 and encodes 703 amino acids. Gene Ontology annotation, cellular component: exocyst. The transcript is spliced from 12 exons. NCBI's taxonomy places the organism in Eukaryota, Metazoa, Chordata, Lepidosauria, Squamata, Eublepharidae. Gene Ontology annotation, molecular function: SNARE binding. Gene Ontology annotation, biological process: exocyst localization; exocytosis. The record is from RefSeq and is a predicted model, not a curated record.
UGCGCUGCGGGGAAGCGGCGGCGAGUGCGCGUCUGCCCAGCCGAGCCCAGCCACGGACAGGCGGCCACUGCUCAAAGAAGGAAGAUGAUAAAAGCGAUUCCCUUUUUCCACAGAAGUCCUAUCAAACAGAGCCCAGGCAAUAACGAUUGUGGGACGGAAAGCAAGACUGCCCCGAAGCCCUCAACAUCCUCUGAGUCCGAAUCUGACACCGUGUCAAUCGAAUCAUCGGCAGAAGAGGCUCCACCCAAAGACGACAUGAAAACUCGGAACCACAGAGAGGCUCCUGCCCUAGGAAGCUGUCCCUCAGAAAUCAAUGGGAAAGGCACCUCAGAGCCUGCGAAAAACAAACUUAAAGGAAUCCGAGGGAAAUUAGUUGGUAUCUUUCACGUUCCAGAUGGAAGACCUGAAAAAACACCUAAAAAUAAAGACUGUAAACAGGAAGAAAGCAAACCUAUCACAGUUGACAAAAUCAGAGAGCUCAUUGAUGACAAAAGGUUAUUUGAAGCCGGUCAACAUCUCCUUAUGCUAGAGAAGGAGCCUUACGACGAGACGAGUGAAGAAAGAAAAGGGGUAGAUCAGAGUGAGAUCAAAGAACUGUAUGACUUUUUGAAGCACGAGGCCCUUGGCAUCAUAAAGACUUCUAUCCGAAUAGCACUCACUAAUCCAGAGUUACUUCAGAACACUGUGAGAGCAAUCGCAGAGCAAGUGAAGGAGGACGAGAGAGACGCCUUAGAAAAGGUACCGGGGAAAGUUCUGAGUUCCCGGCCCAGAAAAUGGAAGGAGGACUGGAAGAAAACAAUCCAAGAGUGUGUUGCUGACCGAAUGCAAGUGCCUUCUUUCGAUGGUGUCGAAGGCCUCUCUGCAGCUGCUCACAGCUUCCUGCACAUGGGAAAGACGAUGAAAGACGAUCUCAUCACGGUGGUGCAACAUAUUAAGCCGCAUUACUCCAAGGACUUUCACGUGUGCUGCAUUUAUGCGGAGUGUUACUACCAGUGUUUCUCCUCCCAGCUGGAGGCAAUUGCUCAGUUUGAACUGGGCAGCAGGGACAACACCCUCCUGCUCACCUGGGUGCAGAACAUUUAUCCAAACGAAAUCAAAAAACAUCCUGUUUUAGAGAAAGAGCUGGAAGAAGCCAACCUAGGAAGCCUUUUGCCAUCAAGACAGAUCAAGCAUCUUGAAGAGACUUACCUAAUCAAUGAGUCGGAGUCUCUUAAGCGCUGCCUGGCCAGAUGCUUGGAAAUGGAAGUCACAAGGUGGACACAAGGCAGGGAGCCAGAGAAACUGGAUGGUCAUUUUCACAGUGAGCUGCCAAUAGAUGCCAUCCAGGCUGUGUACGGAGGACAAAAGCGAGCAAAGGACAUUACACCAGACCUGGGCAAACAGAUCUCACCACUGCUUUUGGCGGAGUUCUUGACCUUUCUGCAAAGCUACAAGAAGGAACUGGAACGCUUCAUUAAGGAGAACAGACAGCACCGAUAUUUUGAGGCAAAUGUCAUUGCAAAUAUUAACAACUGUUUGAGUUUUCGAACCCACACUGAAGAUAGCACGACACCAGGUCUGGAGGAUGUCAAGCAACAGAUUUUUACUGUACUUAGUGACAUUCAAAGCGCAGGCUUCGAUGUGCUGCUUCAGGGCUUGUUUCAGGAAUUGCAGCCUCUUUUUAAGAAAUUUACCCAGAAGACGUGGCUCUCCUGCACUGACAUUAUGAAUGAAAUCCUAGCCUCCACCAGCCACCACUUGUCAACAUUCCAGACCCUUAAAGAGUCUUUUCGACAGGCCAUCAUGGAGAAAAUUCACCUCCACUUGGUCCGUGAACACAUUUCCCGGCUUGUAAAGAAGAAAGUCAGCUUGAAAUCUGCAGAACAGCAAAACAAUUUGUCGAAGGUCAUCCAAAACAAUGCCUCCAUAUUGCACACUUUUUGCACAGAAAAUGGAUCAAAGGCCAAAUGGCUAGCCCCCGUGCUCCCAAGCCUGGCUGAAAUCAUCAAGCUUCAAGAUACAAAUGCCAUCAUGGUCGAAGUUGGUGGGCUUGCCAGUAAAUACCCCGAUAUCAGCAAGAAGCAUCUGGCAGCCAUCUUGUACUUCAAGGGCAACUUAUCCAGCAGCGACAGCAAAAGCAUCUUGAGUGUGCUGGACAUCCGCUUGAGUGUAGUGCUCCCUCCCACACCCUUGUUCUCAACCAUCAAGCCUUCCUAGACUUGGCCGAGAAACACUUCUAUACCACAGCGUUGCCGUUCAGGGAGGCCUGCAUUCAAGCAACUGCAUAGGCGGUUCCAAACUCUGCUCUGGGAACUUUUUCAAGUUGCCACCGUUCAGGGGAAGAGGCACUUGUCCUUUAAUGCCCCCUAGAAAAAACCUGGGAUGGAACUGAGACCUUGUGACUGAUUUCCUGAAACAGCAGUUUUAAGAGUUCCAUCCACCUCCUGGGAGGUUUUGAACAUUUCCUCUACUGCCUCAGUUUUCCCAUCUAGGAAAUGGAGGCAAACCUCUCAUAUAUCUGGUACAGAUAUGAUGCUAUAAGACUCCUUCAUUUUAUAUGGUUUGUUAAAGCACUUUCAGAAGAAUCUCAAUGGCUGCAUAAGAUUUCUCGGGGGGGGGAGAUGCCUUUGUUUAUAUUAGAGGGACAAUCGGAGGCGCAUGUGAAUAGCGUUUUUGGAUGCACAUUUGCUGAGAUGUUCUAGCGGAAAUGUUCUGGGGCUUCUUCGUUGGGAGAAAGCCCUCCUAAACUGUAGACAAGCAGCUAUGAAAUGGUCUUACUCCCCAGCAUAUAUUAGCAGAGAACAGGGUUUGGCUGAGCAGCUUUGGAGAGAUGGUGCAAUGUAGUGAGGGAGAGAUGACGUGAUGUAGUGGGUUACUGAGUUGGGUUCAUAUCCCCAACCGUGGAAUAUUGCUGGGUAAUCUUGGCCUCAGUCUCUGAGGACAUCAGUGGGAUUAGACUUCUUGAGCUGCUUGGAGGAAAAAAACAAUACGCUUCUCUCUAGAACAACUGCAGAAUGUGAACAUGCCCUCUACUCCAGUGGGGUGCAGUGAUUAGAGUGUUGGACUAAAAUGUAGGAGACCCAGGUUCGAAUCCACACCCUACCAUAGAACCUUGCUGGUGACCUCAGGCCAGUCACUCAUUCUCUCUCAGCCUCACCUACUUUUGUGAGGAUGAAAUGGAGGAGAACAGCGUAAUCCACUUUGAGGUCCCAAAUGGGGAGGAAGGUGCAGUAUAAAUGAAGUUAGUAAAUAUCCUCUCCUUUGAUUUCCGCUUUUCAGAUCGGGCCAGUGUUUUGAUACCCAUUUUUUACUGUUGUUUUCUAGUUCAAAUUGUUGUUGUUGAGUCUCCUCACUGAGUUCUUCUGGAGAGGUGCCUUAAAUAAAUAAGAUGCUUUUCUAUAAGAAAUACGUUUUCUUAAUAAAUGCUUAAGAAAUAACUGAUUUGCUGCUUUGGACAGCUUCCCCCCUCCCCUCCCCAAUGCCUUUAAAGAGCUGGAUUUUAUUGGUGUGGGGGGACAAAUUUAAAGCAGGAAGAGAUAUCAACGGAGGUUCUACCACACUUUUCAUGGGUAUGUUGGACUCUAGAAGCAGGGCAGCAGAGGGGGGGAAAGAUGAUGUUUGAAUAUGGUUAUACACUUUUUUGCCUCAAGGCACUCCCUACAAUUAGGCAAAUUGAUGCAACCAACUGUGGAUGCCAUUACAACAUAGAUUUUACUUCAUGAUUAUAUUUUUACUAGCAGAGGAAGCUAUUUAGGGAUGCUACUGGGGGCAUCAAAGUAUCUUGGGCUGUACCAAUCUUGUAGAGAUGCUUCCAGGGACAUUAUGAGACACCAAAGAAAGUCAUCAAGCUCCCUUCUCCCCCUUCUUCCAUGAAACUUGGCUAUGAAACAAAAGGCUAUAAAUUAAUUAAUAUCUUCAUUUACAGUCAUGGGAAGAGACAGUGAUCUAAUGCUGACUCAAUAAAGGAAGAUGCGGCCUUCAGUUUGCAAGACCUGAGCGAAGCUGUGGAUGACAGGACAUUCUGGAGGUCAUUAAUUCAUAGGGUCAUAAGUCAGAAGCAUGACAGUACAUAACUGCACACAAUGUUUUAGCCAAACAUUUAAACACAUUCCAAAAUUUGCCGCAAAUAUCUCCAGGAACAAGAUUAUUGUAUGGACCCUGUACCAAAAUCCAACGUAACAAUAGGUAUAAUCAGGGCUUUUUUUCCACUGUGGAUGCCAUUACAACCAUUACAACAUAGGUGGAACUCAGUGGGUUGCCC